Molecule: messenger RNA, 1410 nt
Organism: Phialemonium atrogriseum
Lineage: Eukaryota; Fungi; Ascomycota; Sordariomycetes; Cephalothecales; Cephalothecaceae
Product: isoprenoid synthase domain-containing protein
Exons: 4
Coding region: 1-1410 (469 amino acids)
Biological process (GO): farnesyl diphosphate metabolic process; ergosterol biosynthetic process
Cellular component (GO): endoplasmic reticulum membrane
Molecular function (GO): squalene synthase [NAD(P)H] activity
Source: RefSeq, a predicted model, not a curated record
AUGGGCGCCGUAAAACAGGCCCUCUACUUUCUCGUUCACCCAAACCAACUCCGCAACGUCAUACAAUGGAAGCUCUGGCACGAGCCUGUCCAUAGACGCGAUCCCAAGACUGAGACGCCGACCGAGAAAGCAUGCUUCCACUACUUGGACCUGACAUCCCGCUCAUUUGCGGCUGUCAUCAAGGAGCUCAACCCAGAGCUGCUCAUGCCCAUAUGCUUGUUCUACCUUGUGCUGCGGGCGCUCGAUACCAUCGAGGAUGAUAUGACGAUAGACAUCAAGGAGAAGGAGCCGCUUCUGCGUAAUUUCAAGCAGUUCAUGGAGACAGAUGGCUGGACUUUCGACAAGAACGGGCCAGACGAGAAGGACCGUGAGCUGCUGGUACAUUUCGACGAGGUGAUCCCCGAGCUGAAGAAGGUCAAGAAGCCAUACUACGAUAUCAUUGCCGACAUCACGGUGAAGAUGGGCAACGGCAUGGCCGACUACGCCGUCAACGCCGAGCACAAUGUCAACGGCGUCGCCACUAUCAAGGAGUACGAGCUUUACUGCCACUACGUUGCCGGUUUGGUCGGUGAGGGUUUGACAAGGCUGUUCGUUGAGUCAAAGCUGGCAAACCCGCAGCUUCUGGUCCGCAUGGACCUGACCGAGAGCAUGGGUCAAUUCCUGCAGAAGACCAACAUCAUUCGAGACGUACAUGAGGAUUUCGUGGACAAGCGGCGGUUCUGGCCCAAGGAGAUCUGGAGCAAGUAUGUCGACACCUGGGAUGAUCUCUUCAAGCUCGAGAACAGGCAAAAGGCCGUGGAGUGCAGCUCUGAGAUGGUGCUCAACGCGCUGAAACACGCCGACGAGUGUUUGUACUACAUGGCAGGCAUCAAGGACCAGAGCGUCUUCAAUUUCGUCGCCAUCCCCCAGUCCAUGGCCAUCGCCACCCUGGAGCUGGUGUUCCGGAAUCCCGCCAUCUUCGACAGCCACCUUAAGAUCACCAAGGGAGACGCGUGCCAUCUCAUGUCCCAGUCGACCCAAAAUCUCCGAGUCGUAUGUGAGGUCUUCCGCCAGUACGUGAAGAGGAUACAUAAGAAGAACAACGACCCGCGGGAUCCCCAUUACCUUGCCAUUAGCAUUCAAUGUGGACAGAUCGAGCAAUUCAUCGAGUCAAUUUACCCGGUCCAAGACCCCAAGAAGUUGGCAGCCGCCAGGGAUCCCAAGGCAGCCCCGAGGGAAGCCGGAAUGGAUGCUUGGGAGGCCUUUGUACUGCUGGCCGCUGUCUUUGCUGUACUGCUUCUUAUUGGAGGUCUAAUGGUCGGAAGCGCCUACUUCAUGGGCGCUCGAUUUGACAAGUUGUUCCGCAACUUCGACGACAAGAUGCGGACGGCGAACAAGGUCUUGAACCCAACCGGACGCGAUGAGCUGUAA